AAACACCGAUAUUCCUAAUCUAUUUUCAUUUACGUUGCACAUGGUCAGAGUAAAGAUGGCGGCGAAUGUGCCCGUUGUUGCAGUUCGGGGAUCAACGGGCAUUUCAAUCAGUUUGGGUCCACCCAGUUAUGAUCUUGUCUCAUCGUUUGCAAGAGAGGACAGCAAAACAUGCAAGACUAUGGCAUUCGAUCCAACUGGAAAAUACUUUGCCUGGGCAAACGGAACAUGUGUGAAGAUUGCCAGCACAAACACGUGGAAAGUGUUGGCAGAAAUUCCAAGACCAAAAGUUUCCAAUAUCACCUUCUCACCAAAAGGGACAUACAUCAUGACUUGGGAGCAGUACAUGGUUACCCCAGCAAAUCCACAGGGAGGACCAAAUCUUUACAUCUGGAAGUCGGACACUGGAGAUUUAAUAAAAGAAUUUGUGCAAAAGAAGCUUUCUGGCUGGGAACCACAAUGGAGCCAGGAUGAGAAGAUAUGUGCCCGAAUUGUGAACAAUGAUGUUCUUUUUUAUGAAAAUGCUAAUUUUAAUGCAGUUGCAAAUAAGAUUCAUAUUCAGAAGGUGGAAAACUUUAGUCUUGCUCCUGGUACUCCACCAUACCACGUCCUCUGUUAUUGUCCUGGAAAAUCUGGACAACCAUCCUUUGGCAGACUAUUUCAGUAUCCGAAAUUUGACAGCAACAGUUCCUUAGCAAACAAGAGCUUCUUCCAGGCUGAUAAAGUUGAAAUGAUGUGGAAUAAGAAAGGAAAUGGUGUGCUGCUAAUGACAAGUACAGAGAUUGACAAAUCAGGAUCCUCAUAUUAUGGAAAACAAGCUCUUCAUUUUAUCAGCACUAAAGGCGAAACUGCGAUGGUUUUGCUUAGUAAAGAAGGUCCAAUUUACAGUGUUGAGUGGAGUCCGAAGGGCAAUGAAUUCUGUGUUAUUUAUGGUUUUGUUCCUGCGAAAGCUACUUUAUAUAAUAUCAAAUGUGAACCAGUAUUUGAUUUUGGCACAGGACCUCGUAAUUGUGUGCAUUACAAUCCUCAUGGGAAUAUUCUUUUGCUGGGAGGCUUUGGUAAUUUGCAAGGCUAUGUAGAAAUCUGGGACACACAAGCAAAGAAGCUGAUAACAAAAAUGAGUGCCCCUGAUACAACAUUACUCUUAUGGUCACCAGAUGGUGAACAUUUCAUGACUGCCACAACUGCUCCACGGCUCAGAGUGGGCAAUGGAUUUAAAAUAUGGCACUACACUGGUUCAUUGUUGUAUGAACGCCCUUGGAACAAACAAGAAGAAUUAUGGGAGGUCCUCUGGCAGCAGUUUCCUCAAGGAGUAUUUAAGGAACCUCCAAUCAGUUACAAACCUGUAGAAGGAAUUCAGCCUAGCCAGACUCCAGCCUCAACUCAAGUAUACAGACCGCCAUCAGCUCGUGGCAGGGAGAGCAACUUUCGGCUACAUGAAGAUGAACCACCAACCAACCUUAAACCAGAGUCCAACCCAUCCAAAGCUGCCUUGAAACAAAAGAAGAAACGAGAAGCCAAGAAGGCACGGAAAGAGCAAGACAAUUCUCAGGUUGUUACAAAUGGAGAAUCAGCUCCAGUAACCUCACACACAGUGAAGCUCCCACCUGCAAUUGCAGAAGUGGAAAUGCCCGAUGAUCCCGAGAAAAGCAAGAAAAUCAAGAAGAUAAAGAGUAAGCUGACUGAAAUAUCACGCCUGAAGGAGCAACGUGCUGCAGGUCGCCAGCUGGAACUCAAUCAGCUCGAAAAGAUUAAAAAGGAAGAUGAGCUGCUCAAGGAAUUGCAGAGCCUCGUCUUGUGAUAGUGGACCAGUGGUUACAGUUUGAGGGCUUCCGACAUGACAAAACGAUAUACGGCUCGGGUUGUGCAAUCUCAAAAUGUUGCCAACUCGUAAACAAAAAGUUCCCGCACAGUUGAAAGCAAACAGUACACCUCCAAACUUAUGUCAUUGAUUUCACAUCAAUAUUGAGCAAAAAUGAACUGUCAAUUGCUUUGCCUGACUCAUCGCUACAGUUCAGAAAGUAUUUUUUUGUUUGUGUAAUUAUUUUUGGAUAUCUAAUUGUGUUAUAGAAACAGCUGGAAAAUCAGUCUUCUUUUAUUUUCUUGAAGAGGUAUGUAUGCAGUUUAUACUUGGUGCUUUGAUGUGAAUUACUUUGCCUGUUGUUUGUGGACGUAUCAGUAUAAAUUUUCUUUUGUGAUAUAGUGAAUAGUGUUGUUAUGGGACUUAGCUUUACAUUGAUUUGAAAAGUAAUGUUCAAACAAUGUAAAGAAUACAUGAAAUGGAUUAAAAUUAUACUAUAUUAUUACUGAUUGGGUGGUGCUACAUAUUCUCUAUGAGAGUUACACAUUUUAUUAUACUUUAAUGAAAAUUUAUAUGUACAUAAUUUUACUCUGAAGUUUAGAAACAAAUGACCUGAACAAGAAUAAAAGUGAGUGUGUAACUGAGUAAUUUUGGAUGUGAACAACUAAGACCAAAACAAAACAUUUGUGGAGCACAUUCAGUAGUAGAACAUAGUCAGGCAUUUGGUCUCUGUUGGAAUUGCUUAUGCCGGAUCAAAAUGUGAAAUUUGUAUGAUACAUGGAAAUAGAUAAAUACAGAAAAGAUUCAUUUAUAUAUUGCUGAGGAGUGUAUUUUGUCAAUGUCAAGCUGAUUCGUCACGUAAUGAUCUUUUUAAGAUGUAUUUAAGUACUGGAACAGUCCAUUAAAACAAAUAUAAAUUAUAGCUGUUAGAUAUGUAUAUUAGCUGACAAGAAAUAUGAAAAAAUUACAGUAGGAAAACUUAUUUAUGUACUGUCCUAAAUGUAAAUCUAAAUUCAGAUUCUGUGUCCUCAUGUAACUUUCUAUAUGAGAGUAUAAUAGUAAUUUUCCUGUAUAAAGUCUAGAGCUUGCUCUAUGUAUUUUGUUCAUUUUGUGAUAGUAAACAAAAUUUCUGAUCAUGUUAUUUUGCCCAGUUUACAAACAUAAAUGUAUACUGGAGUGCUUAAUUUGUAUUCUGAAUUUUGUGAUUGGUAUUACUUUAAUUUAAUAGCUCAUUUGAACAUAGAAAAAGGCAGUGACAUUCAGUUGUUUAUCAGUGUUGCAACAUACAUAUGUCUUCAUAUGAAUAGUAGCUUAAAUAAGUUCAUUGCAAAAUAUAUUUUUAUAUACAUAUAUAUCUAUAAAUAUGAUGUGUAUAGAUGGCGUUGAUGAGUCCAUGAACAUAGUUAUCUAAGCGCAGUUUUGUUUCUUUUCAGAUUUAAAAUUUUUGAUGUAUUAUAGUGAAUCCUCAAACUGGAAAAGAAUAUAAAACAAAAUAUGAUAACAUCUUGUCGACAUUAAUUGUCAACAGUUUCAAAGAAACUGUGUUAUGUUCGCAUGUGAAACUUCUCACCAUCCUUUGGGUUUGAAUAAAAUAUCUGAUAAUGAACUUUGCAAUUGCUUUGCCAGAUUAUUGUUUAUUCUUCUUUCUUCUUCCUCUUUUUUUAUGUAUAAAAUUUUCCAUAUUGUAAUUUGGAAAUUGAUACAUUAUGCAGUACAGUAAUUAUGGUUGCAAGUGACAGAAAUUAUGUACCUAUUAUGAUUAUUUAAAUGGCUGUGUGACAUUUUAUGUAUAUUGAGUGGGCAUGUUAUGUACAGGAAUUGUGUUAAAAUCAGCACUUAAUUAAAAGAAGGCAGUAAAUUGGAGUAAUUUUUUCUUCAGCAAGUGUUACUAAUACUUUUGUAUAGAAAGUGGGCAUAAUUCAUGUAAUUGGUGCUGAUUUACCUUUGUUUCCUGCAUGCUGCAUUUUUUUAUUAUUGUUGUGAAAAGAAAAUUCAAAUAAUACUGCUGUGUGCAAGACAGCUGUGGGGUAGGUACGUAAUCAAUACGAAUUUCAGAACAGACUUUUUUUUU
This is a messenger RNA of Schistocerca serialis cubense, 3869 nucleotides long. RefSeq names its product eukaryotic translation initiation factor 2A (gene eIF2A). The transcript has 13 exons. The record is from RefSeq and is a predicted model, not a curated record. Bases 41 to 1798 code for a protein of 585 amino acids. Gene Ontology annotation, cellular component: cytosolic small ribosomal subunit. NCBI's taxonomy places the organism in Eukaryota, Metazoa, Arthropoda, Insecta, Orthoptera, Acrididae. Gene Ontology annotation, molecular function: mRNA binding; protein binding; translation initiation factor activity. Gene Ontology annotation, biological process: translational initiation.